UGGUGAUGCAAGUGCAAUCAUGUUUCCUCGUCCUUUGUGUGUCGUUGUAUUACUUGCCAGCAUCAUUAGGUCUUAUUAAGUCUCACAAUUUCAACUUUUCUUCCUACCUACUAGGUACUUUACAACUCUUGUUCUAUUUGCCUGCUUACCACCAUUGCCUGAACUUUGCUAGCUUUGCAAACCCAGCCAAAUGCCUAUUCACUGAAACAAUAUGGCAAACCAGGCAGAUUUCGAGCAGGAUACGCCCGGGAGAGAAUAUAGAAAUCCUCAUAACGCCAAACAUCCGAUACCUACCAUACAAGGAUACCGACAACAUCGAAGAGAGCUUGCUGACCAGCUAGAGGACGAAGAGCAGGCGCAACGAGGUCCGGAGGAUGUUUCAAGGCCUAAACGAGCAUUCGAGUCCGCUAAAGCAGCCAUCCGAGGUCAAGAUAUCCCAAAGUCCUCCCGCCACGAUCCAUACCCCUCUACGAACCACAACUAUGCCAAUGACACACAGUACAAAUCAGAAGAAGCUGUGGGCAGUCAUAGCGAAGGCUCUACGGAAGAGACCGUAGAUGAUGAGGGGAACAAAAAUGCAGACAAAAACCAAGAUGAUGGCAACAAAAAGAAGGGCGAACAAGAUAAAUCGGGAACAGAGGCUGUCGCCAGCGCUGUCGAUCCAAAAGAGAAACGCAAAGCAAUGAAAAAGGCCAGAAGACAUGGAGAAGGACGUGAAGUUACAGACCCAGUAACGCACCUAUCAAUUAUCAUACACGAUCAAACAGAGAAGGACCUCAAGUCGGUGCCUCAGAACCUACCAGAACCAGGUCUCCAUCAUGACACUGCCACUGGACCACAAGGCGCUUCCAAGUCAGAUGAAGAACUGCGGCUAGAGCGGGAGAAAUUGCAGCGAACAUACAACGGUAUGCAAAGGGUGUUCCCGCCGCCGGACUUUGAACACACCAAAAAGGAGCUAGCCUCUGUCUACCAACGGACGGUAUAUGCUGGCUUAACUGCGAUCGGCUCUUUAGCAGCCGUCUUACUGCCUGCCCCGGCAAUCAUCGCUAACUCGAGUCGGUGGGUUCUGCUUAACACAGGUCUGUUUGUUCUCCUAGGAGCAGCGACUGUUGUCGGCAUGGGAAAGUGGGUAAGCAAGAAAACCAGCGAGGUGUUCGAAGACGAGACUUGGAGUGCAGCGAGACGGGAGGAACAGGCUAUUUUGAGCAAUAAUGAGGAACUACCGGAAUCGACGCAAUGGCUGAAUAGCCUACUCUCGUCCAUCUGGCCGCUCGUCAACCCUGAUCUCUUUGCCUCGCUUGUCGAUCAAAUUGAGGAUAUCAUGCAGGCCUCUCUACCUAAAGUUAUUAAAAUGGUCAGUGUUGACGAUAUGGGACAAGGUAGCGAAGCUAUUCGCAUCCUCGGGGUUCGGUGGCUACCGACCGGCGCGGCUAGUCAAACUGUCAGCUCCGACGGAGAAAUUCGGGGGGACCACAAGAGCACUGGAAGUGACCGAACGGAUCCGCAAAAUCCACAAGGAAAUACUGAUAGUCAAGAGAGUGAUGCAGAGGAAACUUCAGAGCGUAAGAAUGAGGGUAAAGACCCAAAACAAGAGGAGCAGGAGCAGGUGUCCGUCAAAGAGGGGAUGGAGGCCGAGGAAGGUGACUUUGUGAACAUGGAACUUGCGCUGGCUUAUCGAAGUCGCUCAUCUGGCGAUUCAUUGAAGGCAAAGGCUAAGAACGCCCAUCUUUACCUGAAGUUUUACCUUCCUGGAGGUGUAGCUGUUCCCGUCUGGGUUGAGCUUAGGGGUCUUAUCAUGACCGUGCGGCUUCGUCUUCAGCUGACACCAGACCCUCCAUUCAUCUCGCUUUGCACCAUGACGUUUCUUGGGCAGCCCAAGGCUAGUAUUUCGUGUGUGCCUCUUUCGAAGCACUUGUCUAGUCUCACCGACAUACCAUUGAUAUCUUCCUUCGUCAAUUCUGCCAUCGAUGCUGCUCUCGCAGAAUACGUGGCACCGAAGAGCCUCACUCUUAACCUAAAGGACAUGUUGGUAGGAGAAGAUUUUAAGAAGGACACGGCUAGCUUGGGCGUUGUUUGGAUUUUUAUUAAACAGGCUCGCGGCUUCAAACAAGGCGAUGGCGGAAUUGGCCCUAUGGAAGGCUCGAGCGAUUCGUACGUUACGGUGGCCUGGGGUAAAUUCGGCAAACCAGUUGCUUCGACUCGCAUUGUCACGGACGAUGACGAGCCGAAUUGGCAUGAAUGGGCGACCAUUCUGGUAACUCCGGAAGAGGUGAAUGCUGAGGAAAAGUUAAGAUUGCAGCUCUGGGACUCAGAUAAAUGGUCCGCGGACGAUGAUCUAGGUCGAGUGGAGGUAGACUUGAAGCGUCUUAUGAAAAGCCCGAACAGGAUAUAUGAUCGCGAAGACCGCUUUGUCGGACAGGACUCCGAUGAGCCAAUGCCAGGGUCAAUAGUAUGGUCUGUUGGGUACUUCUCGAAGAUGAGGAUCACGUCGAAGGAACUUGAACAACAAACCGUUAAUGAAGAAAUAAGAACCCAUGAUCAGCUCAAACGACACGUCUCCGAAAUAUCCGAACACAAACUCCGGGAAGCGGGCAAGGCCUCGGACGAUGAAGAGCUAAAGCAGCAGAAAGCCCAGGAUUACAGGGAAAUCGAAGAGUCUAUGAUUAUUUCGGCUCCGCCUUCUACCGACUUAGUCUCAGGCAUCCUUAGUGUGCAAAUACACAAUAUCACCGGCCUCGAGGUACAGAAGCUCCAGAAGGACGAUAAGGGGGAGGGCGGUGACGAUGAGGACGAGGCAGAGCAACACGAUGACAUGCCCGACAGUUAUUGUACCAUUAUAUUGAAUCACAAAAAGAUAUAUCGAACACGGACGAAACCAAAGAACUCGAAACCAUUCUUCAACGCUGGGACAGAGCGGUUUGUUCGCGACUGGAGAGACACCGAGAUAAUUGUGAGCGUACGAGAUUCCCGAGAGCGGGAAGACGAUCCGUUGAUAGGAAUCGUUUAUCUUCCUCUUGCAAAGGUUUUUGCGAAGAAGAGCCAGAUGGUGGAGAAUCUACCUCUGGUCGGCGGCAUUGGAUUUGGACGAGUCCGCAUCAGCAUGGUUUGGCGUAGUGUAGAAAUCAAACUCCCUCCCAAUCUCCGCGGAUGGGACUACGGAACUCUGGAGAUCUGCGGACCUAUCAGGGCGAAAGAGGGCUUGCCGAAGUCACUGACAGAGCAUCGGAUCAAAUUGCGGACCAAUAUAGGGCGAGCUAAGAUGUACCCCGAAAGCGGCCAGUGGGUCUGCAAGAGCAGGAAGGAGAACGAGGCAGUGUUUUUGGCUGUCCGUAAGCGAUAUGCUUCAGCCAUGGUGAUCGAAUUCCGCGAAUCCAUUCUUGGACGCGACAAAACUGCUGCCUUCGCGGUCCUGUGGCUUCACGAUCUUGUCGACGAGGAAAAUGACACAAGGCCCCUGAAGGUGUGGAAAGGAUCAAAGGAUGGCCUUCAAAAAGCCCGAUCUUGUUGCGACUAUAAUGGCUUAGGAGAGGGCGAGCAACCCUUAGGCGAGAUUGAGCUUGAUCUAAAGUUCUGGCGCGGCCUCUCUGGAUAUCACAAGAGCUAUGCUUCUCAGGCUAAGAAUAAUGACCUGAGAGAUGUUAUGGAAUGUUUAGAUACGAUCACCGACGAGAAGCUCGACGACGAUGAGGAUGAAUCUGGAGAUGAGGCUGAUAUGGAAAGCGACGAUGACUCGGAGAACGAAGAGACUCGCAAGAAGCUUCGCGUCCAUACCAACGAUGAUUCUUCGCGCUCUAGUUCGGACGACGAGGACGGUGCCCAAGGAUCGUCGAGCUCAUCUAGUCUAUCUCUGCGGGACUUCAAGAAGGUCAAGAAUAUUUUUCACAACCCUGUCGGAGGAGCGGCUGAAGUAGCUACGGCGGUGGUGGCACCCGGUCAUAAUGAUCCUGAUGAUGGAUCGCGAGGUGUGCGAAACCAGCUGCGCGAUUACAAGGACCACCAUAAGCAGCUUCAUCGCAAACACCGGGGCAUUAUGCAGUUUCGGCCCGCGAGGGAGGCCAGCCACCUCGGCAGCAAGCUUAGUAGGCUAAAAGGUAAUAUUGGCGGAAUGUUCCACCACGAUGAGAAGGAGACCGGUGUUGAGACAGAAGUCUAAAGAUGUCAUAGUCUUAAUACGGCAGUCGGCAGGUUAGUGGCCCCGGAAGAAAUGAACGGAGGAAUACGGCUAUCACUUAUUAAUAAGCGUUAAUGGACGGCAAUGACUCAAUCAUAUGCUGCAGGAUGUCACAGGUGAAGGAUACUUGAAGGGUAGUAGGGCUGAGAACGAGAAGUUGCUGAUACAUUCUAUUGUACCGCGCCCUUGGAAUUACAGUCUCACUGGAGAUAAGCUACUACGUAGUAACAUGGGUAGAUCUGGAAUGCUCCUGUAUUGAAUUGAUUGGCCAAGUUCUGUGUUGAACAUCGCAUAAUUCUAUAUUUAACUAGACUGCGCAGCAUUUGGGGUGAGGUCCAGAUAACCUCCGCCGUCCGGCACUUUUCUGGAUGCGCGCUUUUACUAAUGCGUAAGAGGUAGGUAUCUACCUGGAAAUAUGGAGAAAUACCCGGGAAUGAACAAGUGUGUGUGUGGAGGGCGCUGAUGAGUGCUAGUAAAAUGACUUUGACACAGCACAACGUGGUG
Molecule: messenger RNA, 4675 nt
Organism: Annulohypoxylon truncatum
Lineage: Eukaryota; Fungi; Ascomycota; Sordariomycetes; Xylariales; Hypoxylaceae
Exons: 2
Coding region: 212-4153 (1313 amino acids)
Molecular function (GO): lipid binding
Source: RefSeq, a predicted model, not a curated record